CGACCCGAAGUGUGUUUUUCGGCCUCUGGAAAAAAAGCAAAAUGUUAUGGCAAAAUCACGCUUUUUUCUCAUAGUUUGUAUAUGUGCGCAAUAUGAUUAAACUUAAAAUAUAGUGUUAUUUAUGAGCUCUCCUUCUGUACAUCAUUUCUUUUUAUGAUUUUAUGUUAUAAAAUCUCUUUUUGCUUCAAUACCAUGUAUUUCGCAUUAUUUUAGCCAUUAAGCUUUGGUGAAAUGGGCCCAAAACAAAAAUAAAAAAAGUGGUCCGAAGAAAAUUUGAGUAACGCCCUAGCAGCAGUUAAGGAUGGCAUGUCAUUACAUAAGGCUCAAAAAGAAUUCGGCGUUCCAAAACAGACCUUAUCCGACCGAAUUCGGGGAAAGUAUAGAACGACGAAGGCAGGAAGGAAAACAGAAAUGACACCAGAAGAGGAGACAAUGUUAAUUCAUUAUAUCAAAUACAUGGCUUCUAUUGCACACCCGUUAAGUAUUUCAGCAAUAAAAGUUUUUGCAUGGAACAUCGUAAAACGAAGCAAGCGUACCAGCUCGUUCAACCGUGUCAGUGGUCCUGGUCAUACUUGGUGGGACAGUUUCAAGAAACGUAAUUUGCGAGAAAUUGCCCUGCGAAAACCCGACGGCCUCGACAGAGGACGUUCUAGAAUGGCCAAUGUGACUGUUAUAAAACAGCACUUUGGUCUUUUAAGAAAAACAUUGGUCGAUCUUGAUAUCCUCGAUAAGCCAGAUCGAAUCUUCAAUUGCGACGAGUCAGGUAUCUCCAUGGAUGCUCGCGUUGAAAAGGUUGUCGUCUCAAGAUCAACUAAGCACCCCUACUCUGAGAGCAAAGGAAAUAGGGAUCACAUCACUGCCCAUGUCGCUGUAUCAGCUGCUGGAGUGCCGUUGCCUCCAAUGAUAAUUUUUGAAAAGGCUUUCCCAUCCGGUCCUUAUGCUAGAGAUGGUCCUACCAAUGCUCAAUACGCCCAUUCGCCAAACGGCUACAUGGACAUCGAGCUUUUUAAACAGUGGUGUGAAAAGCUGUUUAUUCCUCAGACAAGAUACAUACAAAAACCAAUAUUGUUGAUCUUGGAUGGCCACGGUUCUCAUCUCGAUAUAGAGAUGAUAGAUAUGCUAGUGGAGAACCAAAUCCACUUGUACUGUUUGCCCCCUCACACAACCAAUAUACUCCAGCCAUUGGAUGUGUCGAUUUUCAAGCCUCUAAAGGUGCAUUUCUCAAAAAUUACAGAUAAUUUGAAGCUUGCAACCAUGGGCCACACUGUUCCACUAACUGUGUGUAAAACAAAUUUCACUGCGAUAUUUAAGGCAGCGUUUGAAGGAUCGAUGGGGAUCACCAUUAUUAAAAAUGGAUUUCAGAAAACAGGGAUCUGUCCAUUCAACCCUGACGCCAUCGACAAGGAGCGAUUAAUGCCAGACAACAGCGUUGAUUUUAUUUCGUCCGCUCCGAAUGGAAACAAUACUGUAACAUCCACAACACCAGCAGUACCAGGUUCUUCAACAGGAGCAUCUUUUAAUUCGUUGCCUGGUGGCUCUUUUUCUACACCAGUAAUACCUUCAACAGAUGCUUCUACUCCACCGCCCUCGUCGAUUGCAACAACACCAACCAAUCUUCCCACUGCAGCAAGCCCUUUCACCUCCACUCCAACAACACCUGUAAAUCCUCUCGUUGCAGCAGGUAUUAUCCCAGCGUCUUUGGUUGAUGCCUUUAUAUUUCCAGCGCCAAAGCCUAACAAACAAAAGAACACCAGGAUUAUUACUAAGGCGAGAGUUCUCACAAGCGACGAGCAUCGACAAGCGUUUCGAGAGAAGGUGGAGAAGAAAGAAUUGGAAGAGAAGGCAAAAGAAGAAAGGAAAAAGGAGAGAGAACGAAAAAAACUAAGUAAAGAAGCUCUGCAGUCCGAAAAAAAAAGGCGAAAAAGGGUUAUGUUGAAAACCCGAUCUGUGCGACAGAAAAGAACAAUGAUAUCGUUCGAAAGUGAUGACAGCGAGUUGGAUGACGGCCAAGAAAAUGAGAUAGUUGAAGAGACGGAGAGUGAGUACGAAAGUAGCAGCAAGGAAGAAUUUGAGCGUGAGACGCACUGUGCUAUCUGUAAAAGGUCAAACCCACCAGUUGCUUGCAACAAAAUCAUCUGGAUUGGUUGCGAUACGUGGUUUGCAUGGUUCCAUGGCGUUUGUGCGAGAGCUACAAAGGCGGAAUUGUCAAGUGACACAUAUUUAUGUUACAGUUGUCGAUUUGAAUAAAAAAGGAAAAUAAAAAAUCUCGCUUUUUUAAUGUUUUACCAUUUCCCGCUAAUGAUCUGUAACGACUAAAAAAUGUUUUGUUGGGUCAAUUUUUACGUGUAAUUACGGACACUCCUUAAUUAAGUCAAAACUUGUUGUGAGUCAAAAGUAACGUUUAAACACUCCCUUCCAGUAGGAAUAAAUACAAUAUACCUGCCGCUGACCCUCAAAAAUACAAAAAACAGUGUGUCCGUAAUUAAACGUA
Molecule: messenger RNA, 2491 nt
Organism: Hydractinia symbiolongicarpus
Lineage: Eukaryota; Metazoa; Cnidaria; Hydrozoa; Anthoathecata; Hydractiniidae
Product: tigger transposable element-derived protein 6-like
Exons: 1
Coding region: 307-2247 (646 amino acids)
Cellular component (GO): nucleus
Molecular function (GO): DNA binding
Source: RefSeq, a predicted model, not a curated record